Molecule: messenger RNA, 1293 nt
Organism: Zophobas morio
Lineage: Eukaryota; Metazoa; Arthropoda; Insecta; Coleoptera; Tenebrionidae
Product: RE1-silencing transcription factor B-like
Exons: 2
Coding region: 121-1188 (355 amino acids)
Biological process (GO): regulation of transcription by RNA polymerase II
Molecular function (GO): DNA-binding transcription factor activity, RNA polymerase II-specific; RNA polymerase II transcription regulatory region sequence-specific DNA binding
Source: RefSeq, a predicted model, not a curated record
UUCGUGUAUAUUGGGUUGCAUAAUAUGCACGAUAUUUGAGGUUGUGUUUUUUUGAAACUUUCGGUUAAAAACGGUCGAAACAUUUUCCACGCGUUUGACAAAUUUUUUAGGCGAAUCAGGAUGUCCUUCCUGCGGUACUCUCAGAAUAUUACCGGGGGCCCCAAAUCCCCGAACAAUGUCCACACUUGUAACGUUUGUCCGUAUUUUACGAGAUCCCUUUUCGUGAUGGUAAACCACGUCAGACAACACCGUGCACCCCUAUCCACGUUUAAUUGCGGAAAUUCCCCACUCGAAACUUUUUACUGUGAAGACUGCGAUUUCCAAACGGACUUGACUCUCGUUUUCAAGCAGCACCUGAAACAGUACCACAGUCUGUACGAAAAAGACGAAAAUUUGUCGGCUAAAGUCACCGUGCGGAACUACAUGUGUGAAAAAUGUGGCUUCGAAACACAUUUUUGUAUGAAAUGGCUUCAACAUGCCGCUGCGUGUUGUCCGAAGGAACUGAAUAAACGCAGAAAAUGUACCACCGUGUAUGAAUGUAAUGAGUGUUCUUAUAGAACUCAACUGGAACGGCUUUUAAAAGAUCAUGUAAUAUCACAGCACGAACAAGACGUUAAAUGGUAUCAAUGUAACGAGUGUCCGUUCAAAGCCAAACUAAAACGAAAUUUGCAACUUCACUUGACCACGCAACAUCAAAAAGAAGAACGGAUUAAGUGGUAUAAGUGUGAAAAGUGUUUGUAUAAAGAUAAAUAUAGAGCGAAUUUACAAAGGCAUUUAAAUACGCACCACUUAGAUGAGGAAGAAAUUAACUGGUAUGAGUGCGACAAGUGUCCAUACAAAAGUAAGUACAGUCAUAAUUUGGUCACUCACAUGAGUACUAACCACUUGGCUAAAAAAGACGUCGUGUGGUACCACUGUGAAGAAUGUGAAUUUAAAGCUAAAGACAAGUCAAAUUUAAAUAGACACGUGGUUGCACGUCAUUCAGAUAAGAAGGAAAUUAAAUGGUUCAAGUGUAAAGAGUGCCCAUAUAAAGCUAAGUCAAACGCGAAUUUAAAGCAACAUGUAUUGGCUCGGCAUGUAGAUGAAGAGGAUAUUAAAUGGUUUGAGUGUAAGGAGUGCCCAUAUAAGGGGAAACGGGCAGCCCAUUUGAAAAGACACAUGGAAACGCGGCACUCUGGCAAGAAAUAGGUACUAAAAUGGCGAAAUAUGUUAGGUUAAGUGCGUGUUUUAUCGGCUGGUAAUCGAUGAUACGCUCUUUGUAUUUUUUUAAUAAAUUUCAUUAUUUCACUGUGA